AUGCACAGAUUUACGGAGAAGCAAAUGGAUGACAUUGUAGUUGCUCACCGCGAAGCAAAAGAUUGGUCAGACUGGAUUGCUCUGGGCACCGUCCGCUUGCUGCGGUGGGGAACAGAUUUGUGUACUGGCUACCGCCAUGAUAAGGAAGUGUCCAAGAGCGAGACAGCUGCGGCUGCCGCCGUUGAAAAGCCUCCCAAAUUUACCAUGAACGAGCGGAAAUGGUUGAUCAGAUUCAUCUUCCUGGAGAGCGUUGCUGGUGUUCCUGGAAUGGUUGGAGGAAUGCUCCGUCAUCUCCGCAGUAUGCGGAAGCUCCGACGAGACAAUGGAUGGAUCGAAACGCUCCUUGAAGAAGCCUACAAUGAGCGUAUGCAUCUUCUUACCUUCCUCAAAAUGGCCGAGCCAGGCUGGUUCAUGCGCAUCAUGGUCCUCGGAGCGCAGGGUGUCUUCUUCAACGGGUUCUUCUUUGCGUACCUCAUCUCGCCGCGCAUCUGCCACCGGUUUGUCGGAUACCUCGAGGAAGAGGCUGUGCUCACGUACUCGCGAGCUAUUGCCGACAUUGAGGCUGGAAAGCUUCCAAAGUGGACAAAUAUGCCUGCGCCUGAUAUUGCAGUGGGCUAUUGGAAGAUGCCUGAGGGCAGUCAGACUGUAAAGGACCUGCUGAUGUAUGUGCGCGCCGAUGAGGCCAAGCACCGCGAAGUCAACCACACUCUUGGCAAUCUCGAUCAGAAUGAGGAUCCCAAUCCUUUCAACAGCAAUUACUAUAAUCCAGAGAAACCGCACCCAACAAAGAGCAUCACUCAUAUGAGGCCCACUGGAUGGGAGCGUGAUGAAGUCAUUUGA
This is a messenger RNA of Xylona heveae TC161, 840 nucleotides long. Its product is annotated as alternative oxidase. Lineage: Eukaryota; Fungi; Ascomycota; Xylonomycetes; Xylonales; Xylonaceae. Gene Ontology annotation, biological process: alternative respiration. The transcript is spliced from 2 exons. Gene Ontology annotation, molecular function: alternative oxidase activity. The coding region runs from base 1 to 840 and encodes 279 amino acids. Gene Ontology annotation, cellular component: mitochondrion. The record is from RefSeq and is a predicted model, not a curated record.